Molecule: messenger RNA, 639 nt
Organism: Elephantulus edwardii (Cape elephant shrew)
Lineage: Eukaryota; Metazoa; Chordata; Mammalia; Macroscelidea; Macroscelididae
Gene: TEX38
Product: testis expressed 38
Exons: 2
Coding region: 1-639 (212 amino acids)
Source: RefSeq, a predicted model, not a curated record
AUGGAUUCCCCGAGGGAGAACCUAAGCCUCCCUGGCGUGUGGGUCUCACUGUACUUUGGAUUCUUGGCGCUGUGCUCUGUGAUAACUGGCGGGUGCAUUCUCUUCCUGCACUGGAAGAAGAACUUGAGACGAGAAGAGCAUGCCCAGAAGUGGGUGAAUGUGAUGAAGACUGCUGCUUUCACCUACAGUCCAUUGUUGUAUUGGAUUAACAAACGACGGCAGUACGGAAUGAAUGUAGCCAUCAACGUGGGCCCUCCACCCACUAUUACAAAGACCAAGACUGAGGCUCAGAAUCCAGAUCCUCUGUGGGAUGUGGAUGUCCCUGAAGGAAGCAACCAUUCUGUCCAAGACACUAGCCCCAAAAUGGAGGCCCCUGUGACCCUGCAACCUCCUCUGCAGCUGGUGCCACAAGAAUCCCUGUCCAUCCCAGUGUCGCAGCCUCAGGCCAGCUCCCCACUGUUGGUUCCCGUCUUUGACGAGGUGCCCUUAGCCCUGUCCCUUUGCAACCUACCUCCCAUGCUGAAUCAUUCUGUCUCCUAUCCUUUCUGUCCUGAGAGGAACAUGGACUUCCAUUCCCUCCCCAAACUGGCCAAUGGUGACCACAGCACCAAUACCAAGCCUUUUGCUUCAGAAUUAUAA